This is a messenger RNA of Oncorhynchus nerka (sockeye salmon), 2702 nucleotides long. Its product is annotated as growth hormone-regulated TBC protein 1-A-like. The transcript is spliced from 8 exons. The coding region runs from base 743 to 1858 and encodes 371 amino acids. Lineage: Eukaryota; Metazoa; Chordata; Actinopteri; Salmoniformes; Salmonidae. The record is from RefSeq and is a predicted model, not a curated record.
UCUCAGGCAGCCUCACGGUCUGAUGAGGGUGGGAGAUCCGAGGAUCUGAACCCGAGGUAGAUGCCACCGGAGAGGGAGAACCGAGCACAAAGACGCAGGUACCUCCGGAUCCGAUCUUGAAUGUGAAGCCCCCAAGGAAGAAGGCGCCGGAACGGCAAAGCUGUUUCUGGUCUUUGUCAGAUCCGGGUUCAACAUCUCCAUGGAGACCUCGGUUGGCAGAGGACGCUUUCUUCGACUUCCACGGCGAGUGACGUACAUCCAUGGCUGGUUGGUUGGGUCGAGAACAUCUCCGUUCUCCAGGGAAGGGGGAGACCCCUUCGGGGAUGGAACCCUGCCGAGCACCGGCCAGUCGGCUGUAUAGAGCCGACACCGCGGCGAAACUUCCACCAGACCAGUGCCGCGUUCGGCAACUGGGUUGGAAGAAAGAUAAAAACUAGGCUUGGCGUGUGUUCCCCAGUAGCUUGUGUAUGUUUGCUACUUGCUUGUUACGAGUAGCCACUUCGCUCCUGUAGUCCUCCACAAGCAAGCAGUUGCUACAUUGAAAGUCAGUGCGGUCCACAUUGACCCGGAACAAAGCAAAGUAAACACGGUUCCCGCAGCGCUAUAAACGUUCAAUAGUGGCCUGCAUUUGAUACCUCCGAGCCAGCUACUGCAAUGUCUCUCCCCCUAUGCGGUCUGGCAGUUACAUUGAUUUCUAAUGUAACUGCGCGCUAAUGAAGUUGGUGGAUCAGACCAUCUACUAAUGGGGUGCGUUUUCACAUGUUACGGUCAAUUCGGAGGAGUUCACGCUAUGGAGAGUGAAACGAACGGAAACAUCUCUUCCCAGCUUCACCUGAACAACCGCAUUAACGCGAAUGACAGGGUUGACACCUAUGGGUUUGAGAAGCCUGAGGGUUAUGAAUCCUAUGAGGAGAUGAUGGCUCAAUAUGUAGCCGUUCUCACCAGGCAGUCUGUCAAGUGGUCCAAACUCCUGCAGGGGAAAGCCCAUGUGGAAAAUAACCUGAAGGUGAAGCGGUAUGUGCGUAAGGGUGUGCCCAACGAGUACCGAGCCCAGAUCUGGAUGGCAGCCAGCGGGGCCCAGGAACACCUGGAGAAGAACCCGGGGUACUACCACUCUCUGCUGGGCACCGAGCAGCAGCACGACGCCAAGCUGGAGGAGACCGUCCGCAUAGACAUGCACAGGACAUUCCCCGAAAACGUGCAGUUCCGGAAGAGCUCUGAGCCCUGUCUGCAGAAGGCUCUGUACAAUGUGCUGCUGGCAUACGGACACCACAACCAGGUUGUGGGAUACUGCCAGGGUAUGAAUUUCAUUGCAGGCUACCUCAUCAUCAUCACUAAGGAUGAAGAGAAGUCCUUCUGGCUGAUGGAUGCUUUAUUGGGAAGAAUACUCCCCGACUACUACAGCCCAGCCAUGCUGGGGUUGAAGACGGACCAGGAGGUGUUGGGGGAGCUGGUAAGGGUCAAAGCCCCAGCCGUGUGGCAGACCAUGGUCCAACACAACGUCAUGUGGUCCUUGGUGGUCUCCCAAUGGUUCAUCUGCCUCUACAUCGACGUUCUGCCUGUAGAGACAGUUCUGCGGAUCUGGGAUUGCCUGUUUUACGAGGGUUCUAAGAUCCUGUUCCGCGUGGCCUUGACUCUGAUUCGCCACCACCAGGCUGAGAUCCUGCAGGCCCGCUCCAUGGUCGAGGUGUGUGAGCGCUUCAAACUGAUCACCCAGGGAGCCUUUACAUACGACUGCCGCACCUUCAUGCAGGAAAUCUUCAGGGAACCAGGAAGUCUCUCCAUGGCAACCAUCACUAAGCUGCGGGAGACGUACAGAGAGCGUAUCGUGGCGGAGGAGACCAGACUCUGCCCCUGACCACCACUAAUAACCUCCCUAAAGCAAUCGCCUUGCGGUUCGCCUGGCCGUGUUCCAGGUCAUUUUUGUUGCCCUGACGCUAACAAGAUUGUUGGAUCUCACAAUCCCUGGGGAAAUGUGUAAUAUCUCAGGAACCAUAUGAUGACAUCUGAGGUGCUAAAAUGGUCUGAGCGAUUGUAGUACCCCAUCUAACUGAAUAUUAUUUAUUUGUUCUCAGGUAGCAAUUCUUUGCAUUGUAAAAAGCUAACUGUAAUUUCCCUGUGGUAGGAUCUUGGGAACAAUAGGUUGGGGUUUGUUAGAGUGGAGUUUCUUUUUAAAUAUUUUUUUAACCUUUAUUUAGUCCAGUUAAGAACAAAUUCUUAUUUUACAAUGACAGCCUACUGGGGAACAGUGGGUUAACUGCCUUGUUCAGGGGCAGAAUGACUCAGCUCAGGGAUUCGAUCCCGCAACCUUUUGGUUACUGUCCCAAUGCUCAGACUACUAGGCUACCUGCCGCCCCAAUAUGUAAGCAUAGGCUUGUUGGGUUGAAGAUAAUGAGGUGUCACCUCUGAAAUGAAGUCACGGGCUGUAGUCCACUCCUCCGCGAAGUGUACACUCCCACCCAGGAAUCGUCUGGGAAAAUAAAUUCCAGCCUAUACUUACACCAUCCAAAUGCUUUAAAUCCAUGAACAAGUGCAUACUUAGGCCCGAAUCCUAACUUGAUCUGUGCAUGUAUGUUUCUGCGCUAAUCUUCCAUUGAAUGCAUGAAUUAUGCUUGUGCAAUCAUACCUCUAUAGAUUUUGACUUUAGGGUAAAAGGUUUUGGAAUUGGACCUUUUUACUGUUUUGCCACAAUAAAGGACUGC